AUGAGCGAGACAAGCGAAAAGAUUCACUUUGUAAUGGUGCAUGGGUUCGGGCAUGGAGCCUGGUGCUGGUACAAAAUCAGGAGUCUACUGGAAGCAUCGGGCUACAAGGUCAGCUGUAUUGACCUCAAAGGCUCGGGCAUAGAUCCAUCCGAUCCCAACACCAUCUUCACUUUCCAAGACUAUAACGAACCCUUGAUUAACCUCCUCUCCAACUUACCUCAGAAUCAAAAGGUGAUACUGGUCGGACACAGUGCUGGAGGUCAUAGCUUAACCUACGCCAUGCGCAAGUUUGUCAACAAAAUUCGUAUGGCCAUUUAUGUCAGUGCUACUAUGCUCAAACAUGGGUUCGUCACCCCCCAAGAUUAUGAAGAUGGAGAUCUAGAUUUAUCCGUGUAUGGUGAUGUAAAUGAGAAAAUAUAUGGUUUAGGAGCUGAUCAGCCCACUACCAGCAUGAUAAUCAAGGAGGAGUUUCAACGCAAAAUUCUUUAUCAUUUAAGCUCUAUAGAGGUGAGCACAACAUCAUCAUCGCAGUGGCGGAUGCACUAA
Molecule: messenger RNA, 546 nt
Organism: Hibiscus syriacus
Lineage: Eukaryota; Viridiplantae; Streptophyta; Magnoliopsida; Malvales; Malvaceae
Product: methylesterase 17-like
Exons: 3
Coding region: 1-546 (181 amino acids)
Biological process (GO): salicylic acid metabolic process; jasmonic acid metabolic process
Molecular function (GO): methyl jasmonate esterase activity; methyl salicylate esterase activity; methyl indole-3-acetate esterase activity
Source: RefSeq, a predicted model, not a curated record